GCGCAACGGAGAAGUGAGAAGGAAAGAGUCACACAGAGGGAGAAAAAAAAAAAAAAAUAUAUCGCUUCACUCGGGAGAAGGAAAAAAGCAGUCGCUCUCCGCGCAGUGUCUUCAGCUGAAAAAAAAACAAACGGAAAUAAACGGAAGCAAAGAUAAAACAAACGAAUACGAAUACGAAUACGAAUCCAAACGCCAACGCACAGAGAAGCGCAAAAAUGGGAGAGUGUGCGCAGCGGGCGGAAAUCAACUCCACCGUGCGUGCGUAGCUGCAUACGCGAGUAGCCAUCACGCGAACGCACGCGUCUACACACGCGCCAUUUUUCAGAAGGCCCAGCUGGGGGAAAGACCUCCCCGUUGACAGCGCGCUCCCCGCCGUUCGCCUCCCCCCACCAGUAAGAAAUAUCAAUCGCUGCGUAUCGUCAGCCGCUGCGAAUUACCCGCCACUGCGGCGCACCAGCGGAAGGGGGCGGAGGACGCUUUGCUUCACCCGUUGUUUUAAAGAAGUCGUCGUGGGGAACCGCCCUUGGGGAGCCACUUGUGAGAGGCUGCCGACCGUAUGCCUGCGCCACGUCCCCUCAACGGACGAGCUGAAAAAUGAUAAAAUUCGCAGUGGGAAUCAUAUGCUACUACAUCGUGUACGGCUCAUACCACGUUUACCAAAAUGUAAGGACCCCCGUGUAUGAUCACUCAAGGGAUGGGAAGGAAAGCGGAAAGGAGCAGGAGGGACCUCACGUGGGUGAGAAAUAUAUCCAUAGACCGUUCAGAAAUUUUUUCAAACAAAAAGACAAAGUGGAUUAUCACCUGUACAUGUCAUGUGAAGAAGAUAUUGACCUGAACAGAUACGUAAAUGAGAAAGAAAAAUAUUUGAAGAAAAAUAAAAAUUUUAUUAACGUGUAUAAUUUUAAUAACGUUUCGUAUGAUUGGAGUUACAGUCAUCCUGCAGGGGGGGGAGGAAACAAGUGGUGGAAUGUCCUCUCGCCAAGGAAGUAUCCUUCUGUUAAGCUGACCAUCCCAAGGAAACUCAUAAAGAAGAACAAAGAAAUUUACCUGCACAUAAUUACCUACGUGAAUGGAGAACUGUACAGGCACGGCUUCGUCACGAGCGCUCUCACGAGGGGGAAACGCGGGGGGAAGAAGUGGACGCGCAAGGAGAAGUACCUCUGGGAGCGCUUCCUAGACGAGGAGGAGGAUGAUGAAGAGGAGGAAGAAGAGGAGGAAGAGGAGGAGGAGGAAGAUGACGAGGUAGACGAGGCGUAUAACGGUCAAUACGGCGGUCACUACACCGGUGAGUAUAAUGAGCAACACGCCGAACAGCACGCGGACGACGCGGAGGGACACAACGAAGCGGAAGAGGGGGACGACGACGACGAUGAUGAGGAGGAGGAGGAGAAGGAGGCCGAGGGGGAAAAUGACGAGGAGACCCAAACAGGUGACGCUUCAAACGAGGGACAAAAAAAAAGCAGCGGCGUAGCAACCCAUGAAGGCGUAAAGAAAAAAAAUAAAAAAAUGAAGGCAAAAAAAAGGCACGCGAAAAAAACGAAACAAAAAAUUUUUUACAUUCCAAAGAAGGUGAAGUUUGGACCAGUCAUCGAACAUAACGAUAUCAACGUAAAUAAAAUCGGCUUCUUUUCAAACAUAUUUUUGGAUAAAGAAAAUAGUGUGUACCUGUUGCCAACGUACUACAAUGAUCACCUGACUGCGGAAGAUGAAUAUGAAUUGCUUCAAAUCGGAGGGGAGGGAGAGAAGGAAGACGUGGGGAAAAAAAAAAAAAAAAAAAACGCACAAGAAGAUAAUGAAAUGUAUUCGAAGGAUAACCAUACGCAGAUGGGAAAUGUAAUUGAAAUUGAAUAUUCGCCAAUCAGCCUCCCCCAGUUCAAUCUGUAUAACAUCAUCAUCUUUAAUGUAAAUUACGCGAAAGAAAAAUAUAAAAUUGCCGCGUACGAUUUGGAUAGCUUGGUCAUACACUUUUGUGGGAAUAUUUCUCUGUGCCUCAUCAUAUGUCUCCUUUGCCUCAUCCUUUUGCUAAUCGAUCUGGUGGCUCUCGUUUUUGAUUUGACCAGCUGGAAUCGGCUGAAUGGGCUGUAUUCCUUCUCGUCGGAUGCCCUCCAUUUCAAGUUCCUCUUCAGCAUGUUCAUAUUUCUUUAUCUGAAGAAUAAAAGCAACUGCAAAAUUUUGAUGGUCUUUUGCGUGGCGAAGAUGGCCGUCUGCCUUUGGAAGCUGCUGGACCGUUACGACAUCGAGUUUAUGGAGGUCCACCCGUACGUGUGCAUUACGAGCAGCACCGGGGGGGGCGCAGGGAGUGCAGGAAGUGCAAGAAGCGGUGUAGGCGGCGGGAGCGGCAAUGACAACCCAGGCAACGGCGGCGGCAGUGGCAGCGGCAGUGGCGGCGGCGCGGGGACGCACAAAAGGCAGUCGCGGAGUGAGGUGGAGGACCUCGAACGAUAUAUAAAAAUGAAGAUGCCGAAUGUGAUGAUCUGCACAGUAGUAUCCACGUGUGCAUACAAUUUUAUGUACACUCAGUACGACUCAGUAUACGCCUUCAUCAUUCACUCCGUUGCUGUUUGCUCCUACAUCUUUAACUUCCUCUUCAUGUGCCCACAGAUUGUCCGAAAUUAUCACACCAAAACGGUGGAGCGCGUGCCCCUGUUUUUUUUCUUCUUCCUUUUUUUAUAUGCGAUCAUGGAUGACCUGUUUGCGCUCGUGCUGCGCAUGCCCCUCGUGCACAAGUGGAACGCGCUGGGCGACGACCUCGUGUUUUUCAUUUUUUUGCUGCAGUACUGCGUGUAUAAGAAGGGGGACUCGCGGGUGGCUCCCGGCGAGGCGCCCGCCGCGCCCCCGGGCACCAAGGCGCAGCGCGAGUGCAAGAAGAGGAAGUGA
Messenger RNA from Plasmodium vivax (malaria parasite P. vivax), 2877 nucleotides. RefSeq lists its product as hypothetical. Gene Ontology annotation, cellular component: membrane; endomembrane system. Bases 595 to 2877 code for a protein of 760 amino acids. Lineage: Eukaryota; Apicomplexa; Aconoidasida; Haemosporida; Plasmodiidae. The transcript has a single exon. The record is from RefSeq and is a predicted model, not a curated record.